Molecule: messenger RNA, 678 nt
Organism: Micromonas commoda
Lineage: Eukaryota; Viridiplantae; Chlorophyta; Mamiellophyceae; Mamiellales; Mamiellaceae
Exons: 1
Coding region: 1-678 (225 amino acids)
Source: RefSeq, a predicted model, not a curated record
AUGCCGUCGAUCUGGCGGCCGAACGUCAGAGUGACCCUCGACGAGUAUGGCGAAGUUGAGGACACGGAGAUGGGGGGAGAGGAGUUGACGAAGAAGGGCGUGAAGCGGAAGAGAGCCCCUCGCACAAAGGGGCCAUGCGAACACGGCGUGAAGUGGAGGUCGAACUGCAAGGUGUGCAGCGCUUGUCCGCACGGGAAGUGGCGCAGUCGGUGCAAGGAGUGCGGUGGUGCAUCAAUCUGCGAGCACGGCCGUCAGCGCCAUAGGUGCAAGGAGUGCGGGGGGUCUGAAGUCUGCGAGCACGGUCGUCAGCGCCACAGGUGCAAGGAGUGCGGUGGGUCUGGAAUCUGCGAGCACGGUCGUCAGCGCUCUACGUGCAAGGAGUGCGGUGGGGGUGGAAUUUGCGAGCACGGUCGUCGGCGCUCUCGGUGCAAGGAGUGCGGUGGGUCAUCAAUCUGCGAGCACGGCCGUAUGCGCUAUCAGUGCAAGGAGUGCGGUGGGGGUGGAAUUUGCGAGCACGGUCGUAUACGCUCUGAGUGCAAAGCGUGCGGCGGGGGCUCAAUUUGCGAGCACGGUCGUCGACGCUCUUACUGCAAGGAAUGCGGUGGGGGCUCAUUCUGCGAGCACGGUCGUCGGCGCUCUCAGUGCAAGGAAUGUCGCGCGGUGAAAAGUGAAACAUGA